This is a messenger RNA of Microstroma glucosiphilum, 1284 nucleotides long. RefSeq lists its product as hypothetical. Lineage: Eukaryota; Fungi; Basidiomycota; Exobasidiomycetes; Microstromatales; Microstromataceae. The transcript has 4 exons. The record is from RefSeq and is a predicted model, not a curated record. The coding region runs from base 382 to 1284 and encodes 300 amino acids. Gene Ontology annotation, cellular component: nuclear pore cytoplasmic filaments; nuclear pore; cytoplasm. Gene Ontology annotation, biological process: poly(A)+ mRNA export from nucleus; regulation of translational initiation; regulation of translational termination. Gene Ontology annotation, molecular function: inositol hexakisphosphate binding; translation initiation factor binding; phospholipid binding.
GAGGACUUACAGAGCGUGCAGUCUACCCUCAGCCGGCUGAAGCGCGAGAAGGAGGAGCUGGAGAAAAAGGAGCGACGAGAGUCUGAAGCACAGGACAAGAAGCUAUGGACCUCUAUAGAGGGAGCCAUCACAGCUGCUGAAGAAAGCGCUCGAAAGCGGGCAAAGGAAGAGGCAGACCGGAUCGCUGCUGCUCGCAAGACACAAGAAGAAGCAGAGAAGAAAGCAAAGGCUGCUCGAGAGGAUCAGGAGAAGAAAGCUCUUGAGGAGAAGGAAGCAAAUGAACAGCGGACAAAGAAGGAGCAAGAGAAGAAGAAGGCAGAGGAGGAGAAGACCAAGGCUGCUCAGCAAGCAAAGGAAGAGGCGGCGAAGAACAAGGAGGCUAUGAAGAGCUUCGGAGAAAAGGUCCUACCUGUCAUUGCAGACAACUCCGAAUGGAGAAAGCAGUGCUUUGCCGCCAAGCGACAGAUCACGCCCAAAAUUGGACAAUUGACCAAUUCAAAAGCAGAAAUUUGGCGUAUUACUUCGACCAUCUCGAGCCUACUCAAAGAAGCUCAGGCAGCCCCUAGUCCCAACCAGGAGAUCUAUCAAUGGGUACUGAACCACCUGAGCAAAUGUCUCAUUCGACAAGCAGAGCAGGAAGUGGCCGUAAAGGUGGAUACUGCCUUCCCGCUUGCUCGCGUGGUCGUCUGGCUGCUUCUUGACGGGCACGAGAAGCUUGGAGAGAUACUCAUGGCGAGAUUGGUCAAGAAGAGCUGCUGGUGUCUUGGCUACUUUCCUGAGAAGAGACCGGAUCAGGACAAUGUUGCCUACUCCAAAUCCGUUGGUCGAGCCUCGCCCGAAGAGACAUCCGUACAAUUCGCCUCUCGUCAAUCGGGCAUUGCAGCCUUCUACUUUGCCAUCUGCCAAACUCCCCCUACUCCUCCACCCUCCCAGCCCGCUUCGGCCUCAGUGGACGUCUCCCUCGUCCCCGCCCACUUCCGUCCUUCAGCGCUAUGGAAAUGGCAAGCGCGUUGCGUCACCCCACCCAUGACCUCGCACGCAAUCGUACCCGCCCUCUGGUCCACCUUGCUAGAAGUGGCCGGCCCUCGACUAUUGGAGUACUACGGUCGACAGACGGGCAAGGUCUGGGAACUCCUCUACACUCAGGGGAUCAUGGCUGGUAGGGCUGGAUUUGUUAAGCUGGAUGAGGGCAAGGCGGCUAGUGGGAGAUUGCAAUUGAUGCUUGAAGAUUGGAAGAAGAGCGGAAAGGUGGAGAUCCUCAAGGGAAGGGAGAUGCAGGCUUAA